Manacus vitellinus (golden-collared manakin) is the source of this 1996-nucleotide messenger RNA. RefSeq names its product transmembrane protein 144 (gene TMEM144). The record is from RefSeq and is a predicted model, not a curated record. The transcript has 14 exons. Gene Ontology annotation, molecular function: carbohydrate transmembrane transporter activity. Gene Ontology annotation, biological process: carbohydrate transmembrane transport. NCBI's taxonomy places the organism in Eukaryota, Metazoa, Chordata, Aves, Passeriformes, Pipridae. The coding region runs from base 409 to 1482 and encodes 357 amino acids. Gene Ontology annotation, cellular component: membrane.
CCGUCGGUGCAGCCACACGGGCCUGUGUGGAGCGCUCGGCUGAACAAUUUCCGUGUUCCGUGAUAGCGCUUGCUGAAAACACUGCCGGAAGAACGUCUUUUAAAAGCGUUCGUUUCGGGGACGGGAACACACAUUUGCUGAGCAACUCUAGUCAUAAGUUGCGGUGUCACCUGGGGACUUCGCUCUGAGCGACGUUUAGACUGCAACCACUGAUGACCCUGUUGAAGAUGCAGAUAAAAGCAUAACCUCAGGAGCUACAGUUCUUGGUGUCCUAAGGACUGUGGAGAAGCUUCACAUCUCAUGAGAUUCUACAGUAUACUUUGCAGUUCAUUCCAGCUUUUGAGAGAUUAAAUCUGUCAGGACCUGCAGCAAAACAACUCCACAAAAAGAGGCACCUACAGAACAAAGAUGAAUAUCGGAAAAGCAUACAGUGCUGCUAACACCAGCAAUGGAACAGAUCUAGCUAUUGGCUUUACUUCUUCUGCAGUAGCUGUCCUUCUGUUUGGGACAAAUUUUGUGCCUGUUAAGAAGUUUGAUACUGGUGAUGGCAUGUUCUUCCAAUGGAUUCUCUGUGCCUCCAUAUGGAUGGUUUCUUUGGUGGUCAAUUUGAUCCAGAAUUGCCCCCGGUUUUGGCCUCUGGCUAUGGUUGGAGGUUUUGUGUGGGCCACAGGCAAUAUUACAGUUGUUCCUAUUGUUAAAACGAUUGGCUUAGCUCUUGGCCUUUUGAUAUGGGCUUCUUUUAAUUUGCUGACAGGUUGGGCAAGUUCAAGGUUUGGUUGGUUUGGAAUUGACCCAGAAGAGGUCUCAAGACCGAUCUUAAAUUAUAUUGGAGCUGGACUUUCACUGUUAAGUGCUGUCAUAUUUCUUUUUAUAAAAACUGAAGUCCAGAGUUCUUCAGCUUCAUUAGAAAGCACACCUUUACUGAGAGAAAGUUCUAUUAAUGUUUCUGAAGAUACCUCUGAUGACUCGUGGGUGAACAGACUUUCGCCAGCAAAAAAGAGACUCAUAGGCUGUAGCCUGGCUGUAGUAGCUGGAAUACUGUACGGUUCCAGUUUUGUACCAGUACUUUACAUCAAGGACCAUGGAAGAAGAAAUGAAACUAUAUACACAGGAGCAAGUCAGUUUGAUUUAGAUUAUGUUUUUGCACACUUCAGUGGAAUAUUUCUUACUAGUACCAUCUACUUUUUGAUCUACUGUGUAGUCAGAAAAAAUAAACCUAAUGUUUAUCCCCAAGCCAUAUUGCCAGGGUUUCUUUCUGGUGUGCUUUGGGCGAUAGCCAAUUGCUGCUGGUUCAUAGCCAAUCACUAUCUCAGUGCUGUCGUCAGCUUUCCAAUAAUUACUGCAGGGCCUGGCCUGGUUGCUGCAAUGUGGGGAGUCCUUGUAUUUAAGGAAAUCAAGGGACUGAAAAACUUCAUCUUACUGUCAAUAUCGUUUUGCAUCAUUUUGGCUGGAUCACUUUCCACAGCUUUUUCUAAAGUUUGAAAGGAUCUUCUGGACCAGUAGAUGGUGCUAAUGUUUAACACAGAUAGAAAGACAAUGGUGGUAGAUUGCAAUACAUAAUAAUUUUCAACACGUAUGUCCAACAUUUACCCUAACUUGCUUCAGACGAGUGAAGAUUAAAACCAUUUGAUAUGAAAGAAAAUAUGGAAAUGUUUGUUUCUUCAUUUCUUGGAAUAGUAAGAAUAUCAGAAGAUUUUAUUAAAUAAAGCUAAAUUAUUUUAUAAUUACAAAUUAUUGUUUUUUCUGGUACUAAACUUCAUGUCAUUAUAAAUUGCAGUUUAAUGUUGGGUUGGUGGAUAAAGGGAGUUUAAUUCAUAGUCUGUAAUACUAUAUGUAUUUGCAAGCUGACUCCUUUUGACAUUUUGUCCUACUAACUGAAAUAUAAAAUAUGUCUUGAAAUAGUCUUUAUGGAACUCAUACACGUGAAGCUAACAAAGCUUUUAUUUAGAAGCAUUAUUCUUUAAAGUCAUCAGUUUAUGUAAAAAUGUUGUCUUCC